Messenger RNA from Thlaspi arvense, 1658 nucleotides. NCBI's taxonomy places the organism in Eukaryota, Viridiplantae, Streptophyta, Magnoliopsida, Brassicales, Brassicaceae. The record is from the annotation of a GenBank genome assembly.
GCUCCUCCUUGGCAAUUUCUGAAACGGUGCCGUUAAGAGAGGACACAAGCGAAAACCCUAGUGCCUUAUUUGAGCCAACUUGUUUGCGCUUCUCUCACCAUUUUUCCCCAAUCGUUCCUCUUUACACUUUCUUAAACCCUUUACGUUUUGCUGCGAGUAUCGUUCUUCGAGAGUUGUGAGAGAUGAGUUCAGACGAUGAGAGAGACGAGAAGGAGCUGGAUCUUACCGCUCCUGAGGUCGUCACCAAGUACAAGAGCGCCGCCGAGAUCGUUAACAAGGCGUUGAAGAUUGUGUUAGCUGAAUGCAAGCCAAAAGCUAAGAUUGUCGAUAUCUGCGAGAAAGGAGACUCUUACAUCAAGGAGCAAACAUCGAGCAUGUACAAGAAUGCUAAGAAGAAGAUUGAUCGAGGUGUCGCUUUUCCAACAUGCAUUUCUGUGAACAACACUGUUGGUCAUUUCUCGCCGCUUGCCAGUGAUGAGACUGUAUUGGAAGAAGGUGAUAUGCUGAAAAUUGAUAUGGGAUGCCAUAUCGAUGGGUUCAUUGCCCUUGUUGGCCACACACAUGUUCUUCAAGAAGGACCGAUUAGUGGACGCAAAGCUGAUGUUAUCGCUGCUGCAAACACAGCUGCUGAAGUUGCUCUGAGGCUUGUACGUCCUGGGAAGAAGAACAACGCUGUGACUGAUGCUAUACAGAAGGUGGCUGCAGCUUAUGACUGCAAAAUUGUCGAAGGGGUUCUAUCCCACCAGAUGAAACAGAAGAGGAUUGAUGGAGACAAGGUUGUCCUAAGUGUAUCCAGUCCUGAUACAAGGGUUGAUGAUGUGGAAUUUGAAGAGAAUGAGGUCUACGCAAUAGAUAUUGUGGCAAGCACUGGUGAUGGCAAGCCGAAGCUAUUGGAUGAGAAGCAAACAACCAUUUACAGGAAAGAUGAGAGUGUUAACUACCAGUUGAAGAUGAAGGCCUCCAGAUUCAUAAUCAGCGAGAUUAAAGAGAACUUCCCCCAUAUGCCAUUCACUGCAAGGUCGCUAGAGGAGAAAAGGGCACGUCUUGGACUUGUUGAGUGUGUGAACCAUGGUCAUUUGCAGCCAUAUCCUGUUCUUUACGAGAAGCCUGGUGAUUUUGUUGCUCAGAUCAAAUUCACUGUGUUGUUGAUGCCAAAUGGAUCUGAUAGGAUCACUUCACAUACACUUCAGGAGCUUCAACCUACGAAGACCAUUGAUGACCCUGAGAUCAAAGGGUGGUUGGCCUUGGGUAUCAAAAAGAAGAAGGGUGGUGGAAAGAAGAAGAAAGCCAAGAUGGCAGGAGAGAAAGCGGAAACCUCAACUGAGGCUGAGCCAAUGGAAGCAAGUAGUGCUCAAGAAUGAGAAAGAUGUCUCUCUCUGUUUUUUUCUUUUAAGAAUUUUUGAAACUUUGAGGUACCUCUUUCUUUGUAUGUUUGGGUUUCAGAGAGUCUCUUAGAAAAAGAACAAAAAAAAAUUACAAUCAACUUGUGUCUUUUUGCACAAAUCCUUUUCUGAAUGUUCGUUUGUAUUGAUCUUCUCGACUUUUAACUCUUAAAACGUGUUAUCUCAGCCGAGAAUCAAAAGAUAUACAUAUGAGGUCUUUUUAAAAAUUAUACUGUAUGCCUCUUUGAUUAUCAAGUUGUUUCGCUUACAAUCUCA